This is a messenger RNA of Hipposideros armiger (great roundleaf bat), 5041 nucleotides long. It is a transcript of the gene GPR173, whose product is annotated as G protein-coupled receptor 173. Gene Ontology annotation, cellular component: plasma membrane. Bases 1032 to 2153 code for a protein of 373 amino acids. The record is from RefSeq and is a predicted model, not a curated record. Gene Ontology annotation, molecular function: gonadotropin-releasing hormone receptor activity. Gene Ontology annotation, biological process: G protein-coupled receptor signaling pathway. Lineage: Eukaryota; Metazoa; Chordata; Mammalia; Chiroptera; Hipposideridae. The transcript is spliced from 2 exons.
GACAGGUUGGGGUCCAGCUUAGGGCUCUGAGCUCCCAGCUGAUGCCUCAUACAGGCUGAGUGCCCCCAGCAUCUUGGGACCUGGAUCUGUGUGAGCUGCAGUGAUUCCCAGGCCAGGAGGGUCCCUCUAGCAGGUCUGUGGUGCCCCCGUUUUGUAUCAGGACCCCCCCCUCGGAUGCUCUGAGCCACCCUCCUCAACCCGGAUCUAAAACCCGGGACACAGCUAUCAGGCCAGCCUCUCUCUCCACCCCACCCCCUCUUUCUGGCGUCCAUCCCCUCCCCAACACCACCUCUGCUGCUGCCUCUGGCUGUGGACCUGCACCUCUUCCCCAUCCCUUCCAGGCCUAGGGAGCGGGGUGAGCCUGGAUGAGAGUCCCCUCAGCCCGGGGCUCUCCCAGGCCAUGGCCCGAGUGCUCCCAGGGAGGAGCCCCGGACCCUGAGCAUCUGCUAGAGGCUUGGCAGAGGCCCCGCGGGGACCGUGUCUUCUGAGGACAAAAGGCGGCGGCCAGCAGGCAGACAGGGGGUGGGGGGAGGGAGGGACCGGCAGCCAGGCGGGCAGACAAGUAGCGGGGGCCAGCGCUGGCCCCCCUCCCAGCUUGGCGGUGGCAUGAAGAUGGGGGUGGGAGUGUGUAGUGGGGGAAGCACCUGCCCGGACCUCCACCUGCCAGCUAGCCGGGCACCCCAAGGCUGUGUGCUGCCCACCUGGUGUUCUCCAACACCCCCAGCCUUGCCCAGUGCACCCCUCCGGUGCCUGCUUCCCCUGAUGUCUGCGAUUUAGACCAGCCCAACUGUAUCCACGGCAACAGAAGCAGGAGUGUCACUGGCCGCCAGAUCACUGAGGGCCCCACAAUGUGGCCUGGACUGUGAUUUAUCCUGGGUGAGACAGCUUGAGCUCCCUCCCUGGACUCCAAGACAGCCCUGCUGAGAGAGCCCAGGUGCAGCCCAGCACGACACCUGAUGGAGUCCCCCCGGGCCCAUGAAGUACCCAACUGGCUGAUUCCAUAGGGCUGGGAGCAGCCCCUGCCCCUCAUUAUGGCCAACACCACUGGAGAGCCUGAGGAGGUGAGCGGCGCACUCUCCCCGCCAUCGGCAUCAGCUUAUGUGAAGCUGGUGCUACUAGGACUGAUCAUGUGUGUGAGCCUGGCAGGCAAUGCCAUCUUGUCCCUGCUGGUGCUCAAGGAGCGUGCCCUGCACAAGGCUCCUUACUAUUUUCUGCUGGACCUGUGCCUGGCCGACGGCAUUCGCUCUGCUGUCUGCUUCCCCUUUGUGCUGGCUUCUGUGCGCCACGGCUCCUCAUGGACCUUCAGUGCGCUCAGCUGCAAGAUUGUGGCCUUUAUGGCUGUGCUCUUUUGCUUCCAUGCGGCCUUCAUGCUGUUCUGCAUCAGCGUCACCCGCUACAUGGCCAUCGCCCACCACCGCUUCUAUGCCAAACGCAUGACGCUCUGGACAUGUGCAGCCGUCAUCUGCAUGGCCUGGACCCUGUCUGUGGCCAUGGCCUUCCCACCUGUCUUCGACGUGGGCACCUACAAGUUUAUCCGUGAGGAGGACCAGUGCAUCUUUGAGCAUCGCUACUUCAAGGCCAAUGACACACUGGGCUUCAUGCUUAUGUUGGCUGUGCUCAUGGCAGCCACACAUGCUGUCUAUGGUAAGCUGCUCCUCUUCGAGUAUCGUCACCGCAAGAUGAAGCCAGUGCAGAUGGUGCCAGCCAUCAGUCAGAACUGGACAUUCCAUGGCCCUGGGGCCACCGGCCAGGCUGCUGCCAACUGGAUCGCUGGCUUCGGCCGUGGGCCCAUGCCACCAACCCUGCUGGGUAUCCGGCAAAAUGGGCAUGCAGCCAGCCGGCGGCUGCUGGGCAUGGACGAGGUUAAGGGUGAAAAGCAGCUGGGCCGCAUGUUCUACGCGAUCACACUGCUCUUCCUGCUCCUCUGGUCACCUUACAUCGUGGCCUGCUACUGGCGAGUGUUUGUGAAAGCUUGCGCCGUGCCCCACCGUUACCUGGCCACCGCUGUUUGGAUGAGCUUCGCCCAGGCUGCCGUCAACCCGAUCGUCUGCUUCCUGCUCAACAAGGACCUCAAGAAGUGCCUGAGGACUCAUGCCCCCUGCUGGGGCACAGGAGGUGCCCCGGCUCCCAGAGAACCCUACUGUGUCAUGUGAAGCAGGCUGGUAGGCAGACAGGCAGGGAGAAGGUCACGGCCAUCAUGAUGGGGCCAACAGAAAGGGAGGGGUAGAGCCCCAUACAGGAGCUUUUCUUUCUGAGCUCCAGCCCAGCCCCUUGAACCACCCAGAAUCUAGGCACCUUUGCCUAUACCUCCCUCAGGAUGGGGGACUGGGAAAGAGGUGUUUCUAGUUCUAGGGCCUGUCUCCGCUGCCUCCUUUUCCACUUCUACAAUCUCUCUCCUUUUCUCUCUCUCCUUCUCUCUCUUUCUCUCUCGCUCUUGCUCUCGCUCUCUCCAGUUCAGAAAAAGAAAACAAAACUGAAUAUGCAGGUUUUUCUACUAACAGCUGAGGAGACAGGCUUUCUUGCUUUAAUGUCUCUCCUUCUGACAUUGUCCAGAAGGGGGAAAUUUGUCCUGUAAAAUAGACUUCCAGAGCUCUUCUGGCCCCCUCUGCUCCCCUACACCCUCCCCUUCCAAGUCCUUUAGCAGGGCCUGGAUGUUUAGGGAGAAAUUGAUCUGAUGACAAGAGGGACCACAGGGGGUGCAGGGCCCCUAGGGAGCAGGGAUGUUUAAUUGCUAUGUUGUGUGCAAUGUUGUUUUAGGCUAACCCUGGUCCCAAGCCCGGUCUCCUCUUGCUUCCCACCAUGUCCAGACAUCCCAAGUGUUUCUUGAGCACCUGUUUGAGAAGCCAGGAGGGGAGGGAGAAGGGUCCUCAGGAUGUCCCAAGCUAGGUGAAGAGCAAGAUGUGAGCUGCACGUCUGGAGCGGAAGAGACCUGAGCUUGGCUGCAUUCUCGCAAGUUGCCUCCUGGAUCUCCUGCCCCCAACUCUUCUUCCUGAGGAUGGAAAUCCACUCCAGCCCCACUAGGGCUGAUGUGGGUGCCAUACAGUCAGGGGCAUCCCCGCAAGGAAGUGUAGGGAGAGAGCCAACCUCCCCAAAGUAGCUGGAUCCCAGAGCCUGGCAUCAGAGCGGAAUUCAACCCCAGAAUUGUCUCCUGGGUUCACGCUACUCUCCCUAAGAUGAAAAUUCUUCUGGGGCCUUGGUAUCUCAUAGUGAUAUAAGCUCCAAGGCACUGUGGACUUGAGUCCAUUCUUAUCUGACCUCUUUGUCCUCUUCAAGCCUCAGGGGCCUCAAGCCCCUCCAUGGUAGCCCUUGGUCUUCUGUGCCCUCAGCCCCCUGACUUCCUUCCCAUGAACAGCCCUUCCUUCUCCCCUUUCCUCCCUCCACCCUUACUUCCCCACAAUGCGGAGCAGACUGCAGCCAGAUUCCCUAGGUGAGAGAACUCCAGCCUCCCUCCCGGGGCAGGGUCCACUCUGGCAUAAGUUCAAGGCCAGUUCUUGUGGCCGGGGGAGCCAAGCUGGCGCUCCUUUGCCUGGUCUUGCCCAGGUUCUCUGUCCCCUUCUCAUUUCCUGGUGGAGGGGGAGAUCUGUAUUUAUCCACUUCCUCUUUCCCUUCCCUUAAGCCUUUGUCCUAAGCUCCCGUCCUACCCCAAUACAGACCCAGAACUGGGGAAGCCUUGACCCCAGAAGAAUGGGGAGGGCACUCUAGGCAGGAGAGAUAUUAAUGAGCCUGGUUGUGGAGUGGCCCUGGAAAGGCAGGCCAGAGUGGCUGAGAGGCUAGGGGUGGGGUGAUACCUGUUCUCUCAGCGAUAGUGAUGGGGGUGCCUUUUCCAGGGGGUGGGGUGGGGGGUCCAAAGGGGUGGGAGUAGAUAGGGUACAUUUAGGAGGGUUUUCCUCCAUUUCUUUUUUCUAACUGCCUGGAUUCACCACUGGAUUUUGUAAAUGGAAAACUGAAAUGAACAAUGCUAUAUUGGAUGUUUUCUCUUUCUGACUGACUGACUGUGUGUGUGUGUGUGUGUGUGUGUGUGUGGUGUGCCUGUGUAGCCUGUCUGCGUGAACACAUGUGGGGAGAUAUGAUCUAGUGAGGCAGAGUGUGUCUGUGUAACUUUGUGCAGGGUGGUACCCCUGCCUGGCACACACAUAUGAGCAAAUACUGGUAUGUGGAGACAUAUAUGGCACGGGCACACACUCAUACACAUAGGCAUCUAAUUGAGAGUAGACAAACAAGAGUAUGUGCCUGCAGCAGGAAGUAGAGUGGUCGGAGAGAUGGAACUUGAAAAACGUACAUAUGGCUGUAGCAAGGGGGUAGACUCCCAUCUCAUCAGAUCUUCUUCCUUUGGCCCAGGCUCUGAACAUGGUGGACAGGAUACUUGAGAACCCCAUCUCUUCCCAAAGCCUGGAGCCCCCUGGUACCACUCCCAACUCCUGUAUCCGUCUCCUCUCUAAAACCCAAACAAGGUGUUCCUGACACUGGACCACCAUGAAAAAUGGGGACUGGGAAUUAGGGAUCCAACUUGGCAGGGACUGAUGGGGUUAGGAGAUGCACCCCGCACAAAAUAAUGGCUUCUGGAGGGACUACUCAUUCUGGGAUGGGAGCCCUUCUGAAGGAUCCACUGUACACAGCUGGGACUUUGGUAAGCUUUGACUAAAUUCAGAGGGAGGGAUGUCACAGUGUUUGUGGUGGGGGGAACCCAAGCCUGGGAGUCUACCCAGCCAGCCUGUUGCCUGGGCACUCAAUUACUUUACUAUUUAUUUACUUAUUCUCUCAGGUGCACAGAAUUGAGUUGACCAUACUCCUCAAUUCUUGGCACACUAUAUCAUCAUUGAUCCAUGUGAAGCCCUUUUGGUCUUUAAUUUGUUUUAUUUUGUCCCCUUCAUCACCUAUCCCUGAUCCCAUCCUCCCUCCUACAUAGGCACCCACUCGCGUGUAUUUAACGUAUGUCUUUCCAAUCCACCGUUCAUGUGUUUAUUUACAUAUAUGUGUAUCUGUGGAAAAUAUAUAGUAUUGUUAUGUGUUUUAAUUUACAUAAACAGUAUUGUACUAUAAA